AUGCGGAUACUUGAAUAUGCUCUGCUGACCCUACUUGUUUUUGGCCUGAGAAUUUCGACGGCCGAGUGCACUUCCAAGGAUGCCAUCGAUUCAGAACGAUACGAUUACAUCGUCGUUGGAGCAGGCGCCGGUGGCAUGCCUGUGGCAGACAAGCUUUCCGAGGCGGGUCAUAAGGUCCUCAUGAUUGAAAGGGGACCUAUUUCGUCCGGUCGAUGGUUUCCUGAGGAGACUUUACUCAAAGAUCAACUGCCUUUUGACAACUGGCGACCGGAAUGGCUCGAGGGCACCAAUCUCACCAGAUUCGACGUCCCAGGCCUGUGUCAAAGAAUCUGGGUAGACGGGAAGAAUGUCACGUGUGACGACAUCAACGAGAACACAUCUGGCUGCGUCCUUGGCGGAGGAAUGGCCGUCAAUGCGGGUCUCUGGUGGAAGUCUCCUGACAUUGACUGGGAUCAAAGUUAUCCAGAGGGUUGGAAGGCAGCAGAUAUGAAGGUUGCCGCGGAUGCGCUUUUCAAGAGAAUACCCGCAACUGACAGGCCCUCAGCCGACGGUGUUCUCUAUGCCCUGGAGGGGUAUAACGUGCUUUCGCGCGCCUUGAAAGCUGGAGGAUGGAAUUACGUCAACCCGGCAGACAACCCCAACGCGAAAAGCCAAACAUUUGCUUUUGCAAACUUCAUGUAUCAGAACGGGGAACGACAUGAGGAUCAGCUCCGUAUUGUCCAGCAGAGCACCGAUGGCCUCGACUUCAUCGGAGAAACGCAGUGGAUCAAGCUACUAAUCACUCACAAAGACGUCAACUAUUAUGACUUUCAGAUUGGUGCAUGGGAGAGUCCAAUCCAAGCUGAUGUGGAUGCCUACUUGAAGAAUCGGAGUGGGAUGCUUACCAUGACGGCGCCAAAUGAUAGUCCUAUCAUGUGGGAAAUCGUUGAUGGACCGGAUGGACCACGUCAGUUUCAGUAUACAGCGCGAGUGGCCGGAGCGACCAAGAACUCGAUGACAAUCUCGCAGUUCCUUGGCAGAGGCGGCACAUCUGUCGGUGCCGUGACGAUUAACCCAAAUCUCACGAUGUCGAUUUCUACUCUUCCAUACCAGCAAACAAGGGAGGAUAAAGCGGCCAUCAUUUACUGA
Messenger RNA from Colletotrichum aenigma, 1128 nucleotides. RefSeq names its product Cellobiose dehydrogenase (gene CDH-1-3). The record is from RefSeq and is a predicted model, not a curated record. The coding region runs from base 1 to 1128 and encodes 375 amino acids. NCBI's taxonomy places the organism in Eukaryota, Fungi, Ascomycota, Sordariomycetes, Glomerellales, Glomerellaceae. The transcript is spliced from 4 exons. Gene Ontology annotation, molecular function: flavin adenine dinucleotide binding; oxidoreductase activity, acting on CH-OH group of donors.